CAGAUGAUUGACAGAAGCGAACACUAAGGAAAUCCCUUUUUGGGUAAACAAAAUUUUGUUUCCCAACCAAAACUUGAAAUUAUUCUAUAAAUUUGCCCCAAAAAAAGUGCACUUUUUUAUACCUACGUCGUUUUUAUAAAGCUGACCUUGUAGCCAGUUGAAUGCCGAAUAUCGAGGGGUGAAUCAUCACAUCACAUCAUCUACUGUAUUUACGCAUAGACAGUUGAGGGCAGGUCAGGUGGGGCAGCUGAGCAGCUAGGAUGGAGUGGCUGUUCGGGCACCGCAUGACGCCGGAGGAGAUGCUGCGCAAGAACCAGCGCGCGCUAAACAAGGCGGUGCGCGACCUGGAGCGCGAGCGCGCCAAGAUGGAGCAGCAGGAGAAGAAACUGAUCAACGAUAUCAAGAAGCUGGCCAAGGAGGGGCAGAUGGAUGCAGUAAAAAUAAUGGCGAAGGACCUAGUGCGCACGCGGCGCUACGUGCGCAAGUUCAUGCUGAUGAAGGCCAACAUCCAGGCGGUCGGGCUCAAGAUCCAGACCCUCAAGUCACAGUCCACCAUGGCGCAGGCCAUGCGUGGCGUCACACGCGCCAUGGCUACCAUGAACCGCCAGUUGAACAUGCCUCAGAUACAGAAGAUACUGCAGGAGUUUGAGAAGCAGUCAGAGAUCAUGGACAUGAAGGAGGAGAUGAUGAACGACUCCAUCGACGAGGCCAUGGAGGGAGACGAGGAUGAAGAGGAAAGUGAUGCGGUGGUGGGGCAGAUUCUGGACGAGCUGGGGCUGCAGCUCAACGACACGCUGUCCGGCCUCCCGGCGGCCACGGGCUCCCUCUCUAUAUCUGCGAAGACCCCCGCGUCGCCUCAGGCAGUAGCCGGCGGUUCCGGCGGCGGUUCCGGCGGCGGUUCCGGCGGCAGUUCCGGCGGCGGUUCCGGCGCGCCCGGCGGCGUUCCGGACGCCGACGCCGAGCUGCAAGCGCGGCUCGACAACCUGCGGCGCGAGUAGGGAUCUCACUAACUCCUGCUAAUGUCUACGGUAUGAGAGAGACGGGACGGCUGAAAUGCGAUAGAGUGCACAUGCUAAUUGUUUAGAGGGGAAACGAUUCGAGUAGGGUUAGUGAGAGGAAAUCUGAAAAAUUUCUUUUUCUUUGAUCAAUAGGGAAUAUUACGCAAAACUCGGCGUAGAGGACGCUCCUAGCAUAAACUGAGAGCCUCCCGCGAAACACGAAAGUCGUAAUUUUCUCCAUCCACUCUUGCAUGAAAGUCAUAGUGAAAACUCGUCAAAAAACUGUUCAAGUCAUAGUAUGUCGUAUAACUUAAUCUAUGGUUUACAAUAUGUGGUAGUGCUGCACUAUGCAGAAAACUGCAGUAGUACCCCCUAUUCGGGUAGCUAUAGGCUCCAAAAACAAAUAGAUUUUUUUCCAAAAUUCGUUGUCUAAUCUCACUACCCUAUUUGAAUGGUUUCUCUGUAUAACAUCAUGUAAACUGGUGCAGACACCAUUAUUAGUCUAUUAAAGAAACUCGCUUUAGCUUUGCACGAAUUUUGCUCGUGUAUUUAUACUCGUAAUAGUCAUAAUACUUUGUUCAUUCAAAUUUUAAUUCCGAUCUAAAACUAUAAUCAACAGCUAAGCGAACGAUAUUGAAAUUUAUCAGCAUAUUAUUCUUUUUUACCAAGAUAACUGCAAAAAAAUUAUUUAGAAUCAACUUUUCACUUCUGCAGUACAUACAACGAAUGACUUAUUAAAAAUUCGUCUUCACAUUAAAAGUCAAAUUGGGUGAUGCACUUAUGUUCGUAUUUUUUUUUUGUUUAGAUGUAAAUAAAAAUAAUAAAUUAACCAUGAAAUAUACAUACAUACCAGCACAGAUCCGUUUCCAGCAGGGGUCGGAAACCGGUAUUUGCUCCAUACAAAAAUACCGGUAUUAUUACGUUUUUUUUUGUUCUUUUGUUUAUAAUUUCAUUUUUAAUGGGACGUUUUAAUAAUGCAAAAUUGUUUCCCAAAUACAUGAUUCAGUCCUAUGUAAUGAGCAUAAAAAAAUUCAAAAUAUUGGGCUAUUUCGGGGUUUUUAAAAAAUACCGGUUCCGAGCCCUGGUUUCCAGUAAUAGACAUUGGAUCGUCUAUGAGGCACAUCUUGUAAAAUAAGGAAUACUUUUACUUUCAAUGGAUCUAAUCAUUUUGUUUUGAGACCCUUGUGUUAGGACACCGAGAGCCUCAACUCCACCAAUAGCAAUAAAUUAACAUGCUAGUAAUGGUAAGCUAGCAACUCUGUAUAAUAUACUACACCGCGCGUCGCGGAACGUCAGGGAACGCAAUGUUGUUAAUAUAAUAAUUAAGUUUAUCUACAUUUUAAUAAAUAUUUUUUUAAUGAA
Molecule: messenger RNA, 2360 nt
Organism: Cydia strobilella
Lineage: Eukaryota; Metazoa; Arthropoda; Insecta; Lepidoptera; Tortricidae
Gene: Vps2
Product: charged multivesicular body protein 2a
Exons: 6
Coding region: 261-998 (245 amino acids)
Biological process (GO): late endosome to vacuole transport; endosome transport via multivesicular body sorting pathway; protein transport
Cellular component (GO): ESCRT III complex; multivesicular body
Source: RefSeq, a predicted model, not a curated record